Molecule: messenger RNA, 2159 nt
Organism: Tuber aestivum (summer truffle)
Lineage: Eukaryota; Fungi; Ascomycota; Pezizomycetes; Pezizales; Tuberaceae
Source: the annotation of a GenBank genome assembly
AUGGCUAGUCGGAGAUCAAGACGUCCUCCUUCGUUGAACCUUUCCCUCUCGUCUCGCGAAACAUCACCCACAAACAGAACUACACCUUCCCCGGAUCCGGAUACAGACGACGAGGGCAUGUCGAACGAGUAUAAUAACAACCGGCCGUUGAGUGUGGUGUACCCUUCGGGCCCAUACUGUGUAAAACGACCGUCAUUGUCGGAAGUAUUAUCGAAUACUGCGGGAGCACCCUUCACCCUUACUGCCUUUAUGGCCUUUCUAUCUCAAAACCACUGUCUUGAGACAUUGGAGUUUACAAUGGACGCUACUCGAUACCGAAAGUACUUCAAUGCUUGCGUUGCAAGCGAGGACAACAAGUCUGCCAAUGCAGAGAAGGGACGCGAAUAUGUGCGGAUGCUGUGGCGGAAGAUUCUGGAUGCCUACAUUGUGCCCAACGGUCCUCGUGAAGUGAACCUUCCCUGCACCGUACGGAAUCACAUUCUCAACCUGCCAUCUUCUCGGGCGCCCCCGCCGCCAGAAUCCCUCGAUCCAGCUGUAAAUAUCGUCUAUGAACUGAUGCAGGACAGCGUUCUGAUGCCUUUCAUUAGCGACUGCCAACAACAGGCCGCGUGUGCAGGGCAUUGCCCAUGGGGAGAGGCCGCACAGUCGGAUGAGAAUUUGUGCAUGCGUGGGAGUCUUGAUGAGCGGUUUUUGAGGAGGAGGAGCAAGAGGGAUUCUUCGCCUCCACCACUAUUGGAUUUUGUGUCGAAUUCUUACUCGAGCGGGUCAGCUCGCCAACAAAGAGCGGCCUCUCCUUUCAGUGCGAGUUUGGGAUGGCACAGGCAUUCAGCUGCGAUGGGUCCUGGUUCUUGGGGUUCGGGCAGUGGUGACAGUUUGAUGAUGAUGGUGGAGGAUUCUGGCACCUCAUCACCGGGGUCAUACGCAAACCCUAUGACUCCCCCUACCACUCCACCGACCUGUGAAUCGAUGCUCCCCAGCUCGGCCACCAGCUCUCCGAAGCACAAGACAACAGCAGACAAGGCAGCUAAGGGCUGGAAGAACAUGACAGACCUUAGAAACUUGGGAAAGCAGUUUGGCUGGAGCAAGAAGAAGGGUUCUCAGGUCUGGAGCGAGAACGGCAGUUUCUAAUCAUUUUUUUCUUCGACCCACGGAUUUCUCUAUCAGUUCAUUUUGUUGGUCUGACAUUUUUACGCUGCCACGAAGUCAACGAAUCCGUUACUUGUUCAAUCUUCCGAUCGUUGGGUUGAUAUGCGGUUUUAUUUAUCUACGACACACCAUUUAGACACGAAUCACGUCCUUACAUAACCCUCUAUGAUACGCUAAUUCGCAUCGUUAUCCUCUACCACUACUACCUUAGUCGAAGAUAAACGAUCAUCAUCAACCUCCUCACUUGUACUUUUACGAAAAAAAAGUGGACGGUUUCAUUAUUCAAAACCUUGCAUUAUCUAUUACGGGGAUUUCAUUUUUUAUUAUUUAUUUUACAUUGUGGUUUUAUGUUUUUGCAUUGUACCUAUGGCGCAUUUGGGCGUACUUUUUUGGAGCAAUGGCGAGCGAAAGGGAUAAAAAGAGUCUGGGGAUUUGUCAUUCGGUGGAGUUUCACAUUUCAACGUUUUCCUUGCGGUUGAACGGUUCAUCAAAUGAAGGGCAGAAUGAGGAGCAUAUUGCUGCUCUCACUGAGCAUCGCAAAUUUUUUUUUAUCUCCAUCGGACGAAAGGAAGUAAUGGAUGGGGCCAUAUUUCCUUUGGGGUUUUUUCUUUUCCUUCGCUUUACAAAUCUCCCAGACUUUUUUGGUUUCCUUUGACUUGGGAAAUGGGUCUUAUUUGUAACAGAACCCUUAUUUCCCACUUGUAUUAUGGGUUUCUUUUCCCCCCUUCUUGUCACUAUUAUUACCCUUUUUAACAUAGGGCGGUUACCUUUUUUUUAUUUUAUUCCCUUCGUCGAAACUUUAUUGCAUUGGUACGGGACGGGACAAGAUAGGGUGAAAGGGGAUGGGGAGUCUAGUGGUUGUUUUUGAAUAGGAAUGAAGAGGUCUUGCCAAAAUAUUCACACAGUUUGGUAUCAUCUAGUUUGGUGCAUCCGGGAUGAAUAAGUUUGUUUGAGCUUGAGAUCCGCUCUGGCUUUUUUUGUUUUUUUUAAGGGAAAAAGAUCAAUUUGCUCAG